AUGAUCUUCGAAUUCCAGAAAUUUCUAGUUUUUUCCAUCAUUUUCAGCCAAAUUUUGGGGAUUUCUGAAACUUGUGGAAAUGUCAAUUCACAAGUUGAAACUACAACAAAAAAUACGACAGUUGAUGAUGGUUCUAAGAAGAAACGGUCAAUUUCAGAAGAUUUUCAGAUUCUAGAAAUUAUAAUUGCUGAAAAUUCGGCUGAAAAUCUGAAAAUCAUUGCUCAGGCUAAAGAAUUGUUUGAAAAUUCGCAAAUUAUUGAGAUGAAAACCGCGGAAAAUGUGACGAUUUAUAGAUUUCGAUUUGAGAAUCUGCAGGAUUGUCAGGAAUUGGAGAGGUGGGUUUUGCCGCGAAAAUUACUGUAGUUACAGUACUUCUAGCGCUAAAAUCCAAAAUUUUCAGAAAAAUCGGCGAACUCAAGGAAAAUCUCACAGAAGAUCAGGAAAACGACAUAAAAUUCAAUAUUUUUUGCUGA
Molecule: messenger RNA, 473 nt
Organism: Caenorhabditis angaria
Lineage: Eukaryota; Metazoa; Nematoda; Chromadorea; Rhabditida; Rhabditidae
Source: the annotation of a GenBank genome assembly